AUGAGCACCAUCUAUGAGGAGCACAAGGAUGAGGAUGGCUUUUUGUACGUCUUGUACUCUGGUGAGAACACCUUUGGUCAGAUCGACUUGUCUCUGUUGGACUUCUCUGAGUUCGAAGAAUCGUCUUGA
Messenger RNA from Australozyma saopauloensis, 129 nucleotides. It is a transcript of the gene AUT7, whose product is annotated as ubiquitin-like protein. The coding region runs from base 1 to 129 and encodes 42 amino acids. NCBI's taxonomy places the organism in Eukaryota, Fungi, Ascomycota, Pichiomycetes, Serinales, Metschnikowiaceae. The transcript has a single exon. The record is from RefSeq and is a predicted model, not a curated record.